AAACUGUUGAAAGAAGAUUCCCGAGUUGCGUCUUCCUUGCGGGCAAGGGGUAGCGACAAGUGGUGCCGAGACCCGGGAACCAGAACUUUCAACAGUCAGGGGUGGUGCACCGGUUAGUCCCAGGUAAGUGGGAUCCGCGAUCAAAGCGGGGUUAGUCCCAGGUAAGUGGGAUCCGCGACCAAAGCCGGGCAGCUCCUCUGUAAAGAGAGAGCAUUACAUUUUAUUGCAGCUGCACUGUGUACUUUUGCUUCUACUUUCGCUUUUGUUUUCUGUGUUUCUUUUGUUGUUGUGUCAUUUCGCUUUUGUUUUUUGUGCUUCUUUUGUUGUUGUGAUGACAGGGACGCUCCCCUGUAAAAGGAAGAGAGUGGGGACUUUUGUACUUUCACUUUCUUUAUAGCUCUAAAAACAUUAUGGGCGUUGCUUCUUCAAGCCCAAUUUUGUUGGCCCUAGAUGGGUUGUUACAUUCAAAAGGACUUAAGAUAAAGCAGAGUACUUUGCAGAUGUUUUUAAGAGAAGCUGAUAUCGCGGCUCCUUGGUUUGCUUUUUCAGGGAGUCUUACGGUUCCCAGCUGGGACAAAUUAGGGAAAGAUCUAGAUUUCGCUCAUGAGCAAGGUACCUUGCAGGGUGGCAUUAUACUACUUUGGAAGUUAGUUAGAGGAUGUAUAACAGAUGGUAAAUGCCAGGAAGCUGUGAGUGAGGGUCAAGCUAUUCUUGAGCAACUGCAUGAGGAAAAAUCUGAAGGAUCAUGUAGUGAAGUGGCAGAGAGUAUUAAAAGUAACAGUAGUGAGAAGGCAAAAGAGCCUGAAGAUAAAAAUAGGAGAAGGCUCUACCCAGACUUGACCGAAUUAAAAACGCCUGAGAACACAAGCGACUCAGAGAGUUCUGAGGACCUUGAUAUAUUGUUACAACAACUACAUAAGAUAAAAAUGAAAAAGAAGAAAAAGGAGACACAGGGCACACAGGCCUACUGUAAGAAGGGGAAGGGAGUUAACAUCGGUCAACAAAACUCUGAGGAGGAGGAGGUAGAAUAUCUAGAAGAAGAUAUGGUGCCGAUUGCCCCACCUCCGUAUGUGGGGGGGAGCCAAGGUUCCGGGAGAUCUUUUCAUGCACAAGUUUGGAGGACAGUUAAUACAGAUAUGGGACUUGCAUACCCUGUAUUUCAGGACAAUAACAGGGGAAGAUAUCAUGAGCCUUUAGACUUUAAGAUAAUUAAAACCUUGGCAGAAUCUGUCCGCACUUAUGGCAUAGAUGCCGCUUUCACUCUCACUCAGGUGGAGGGACUUACUAGAUUUUGCAUGACUCCCUCAGAUUGGGCUAGUCUAGUCCGCGCUUGUGUUUCCCCAGGGAAAUAUUAG
Messenger RNA from Marmota monax (woodchuck), 1355 nucleotides. RefSeq lists its product as uncharacterized. Lineage: Eukaryota; Metazoa; Chordata; Mammalia; Rodentia; Sciuridae. The transcript is spliced from 2 exons. The record is from RefSeq and is a predicted model, not a curated record. The coding region runs from base 411 to 1355 and encodes 314 amino acids. Gene Ontology annotation, molecular function: structural molecule activity. Gene Ontology annotation, biological process: viral process.